Molecule: messenger RNA, 1452 nt
Organism: Ictalurus furcatus (blue catfish)
Lineage: Eukaryota; Metazoa; Chordata; Actinopteri; Siluriformes; Ictaluridae
Gene: ponzr2
Product: plac8 onzin related protein 2
Exons: 4
Coding region: 117-503 (128 amino acids)
Source: RefSeq, a predicted model, not a curated record
AGGUUUGGGUAGCUUUUUCCCCCCUCGGUGAAUUCUUGAUAUAAAGCUCUGAGCUGUUGUGUGCAAUGGGAGUCUGAGUCGAGGAAUUUAUCAGACAGCAGAUCACAGCUUCAGAAAUGACGACCAAGAUGGUGAUUAAGCAGCCGCAGCCGGUGCUGGAGUCUAGAGAGUCUGACGAGUGGAACUCUGGGGUCUGCGACUGCUGGGACGACAAGGCAGAGUGUUGUCUUGUGUUUUGGUGCUGCCCGUGUUUCGCCUGCACCAAGACUAAAGAAUAUGGCCAGUGUUUGUGUCUCCCCUUGCUGGACCUCUGUGGGAUCGCCUCACCUGCUACAUGGGCCAUGAGGGUGUCAAUGCGUUAUCGUUACGGCAUCAAGGGUACCCUGUGUAACGACUGUCUGAUCGCCACAUGCUGUACGCCCUGUGCAUGGUGUCAGAUGUCUCGUGAGAUGAAAUGCCGUUCAAUUCCCAUCGCCUUGAUCGAUGCCAGACCAAAGAACUGAUCCUGAUUCACCUGCGGGGAAAAACAUCUCCCGUCCUGGGCGAAGAACUAAGCGUGUGUUGUAUAAAUGUAUAUAUGUUAUAAAAUGUUCUAUUCGUUACAAUGUUGAAAUCAUUAAGACGUUAUUACUGUUGUUAAUUCAGAGUUCUGUGAGCUUUACCUACACGUAUUAUAUCUAUUUUUAGUUGUUUAAUUAAUAUUGUUGUCAAAAUAAAAUGUAUGACUUUCUUCUGUUAGUGCAGUGAGAGCUCACUGUUUCUGCUGUUUCCACGUUUUAGAACUGAAACGAAACGACUUCGUUAAGAUUAUAUGUCAAAAAUGUACACAGAAUAGACCAUAAUAUUGAAAUGGGGGGAACGAAUAUAGUGUUGCAAAGAUAUUAAUGAAUAACAAAAUCUACAAAUUGUGAUUGUGUAAGUAUUCACUCCCAUUACUGUGAAAUCCUUAAACUAGUACUAAUGGAAUCUGUUGUCAUCAGUAAGUCACGUAGUUAUCUUCAUGCACUCGAGCGUCACGUGAGAUCAAUAUAAAUACACUCAUUCCAGCCAGAACCCAUGAGAACUUACCAAACAUGUUUGUUAGAAAGUAUCACCAAACAGCAGGAAGCAUCAAGAAGACCUGACGGGUCUUCUGGAAAAGCAACCUCCAAACUUUUAACAUGCAAAUUGCCAUUAAAUAAUGAAUGAAUGAAGUGAAAGAACAUGGCACAACUGCUAUUCUGCCUAUAGGAGGCCGUCCCUGAAAGGUCAGAGCCCGGGUAAAGAAGGGGGUCAUUGGAGAAGCAAUCAAGAGGCCAAGGGUAAUGCGCGACGACAUGCUACCACAACCGUGCUUCACAGUAUACUGUAUACAUUGUAUAAAUGAUGUACGAUUAUCUUCUCGUGGUAUAAAACGAAGAGCAUCCUCACAGAUCAUCCUAAACGUUCUCUAAAACCUUUACCGGGUUAAAA